GGAGAGGCUAGUGGUAACAGGCCGAGCUGGAUGGAUGGGUAUGGGGAGAGGGGCAGGACCUUCAGCCCUGGGAUUCUGGCCGACCUUCGCCUUCCUUCUCUGCAGCUUCCCCGCAGCCACCUCCUCGUGCAAGAUCCUCAAGUGCAACUCUGAGUUCUGGAGCGCCACAGCGGGCAGCCACGCGCCGGCCCCGGACGACGCCCCCGAGUUCUGCGCAGCGCUGCGCACCUACGCCCUGUGCACGCGGCGCACGGCCCGCACCUGCCGGGGGGACCUGGCCUACCACUCUGCCGUCCAUGGCAUCGAGGACCUCAUGAGCCAGCACAACUGCUCCAAGGAUGGCCCCACGUCGCAGCCGCACCUGCGCACGUUGCCGCCGCCACUGGGGGACAGCCAGGAGCGCUCGGACAGCCCCGAGAUCUGCCACUACGAGAAGAGCUUCCACAAUCGCGCGGCCGCCCCCAACUACACGCACUGCGGCCUCUUUGGGGACCCGCACCUCCGGACUUUCACAGACCGUUUCCAGACCUGCAAGGUGCAGGGCGCCUGGCCGCUCAUCAACAAUAAUUACCUAAACGUGCAGGUCACCAACACACCGGUGCUGCCUGGCUCAGCCGCCACCGCCACCAGCAAGCUCACCAUCAUCUUCAAGAACUUCCAGGAGUGCGUGGACCAGAAGGUGUACCAGGCCGAGAUGGACGAGCUCCCUGCCGCCUUCGCCGACGGCUCCAAGAACGGCGGUGACAAGCACGGGGCCAACAGCCUGAAGAUUACCGAGAAGGUGUCGGGCCAGCACGUGGAGAUCCAGGCCAAGUACAUCGGCACCACCAUCGUGGUCCGCCAGGUGGGUGGCUACCUGACUUUCGCGGUGCGCAUGCCCGAGGAGGUAGUCAACGCCGUGGAAGACCGGGACAGCCAGGGCCUCUACCUCUGCCUGAGGGGCUGCCCCCUCAACCAGCAGAUCGACUUCCAGGCCUUCCGAGCCGGCGCCGAGGGCCCCGGUGCCCACAGGCUACCAGCCGCCAGCCCCGCCCCCUCAGCCCCCGACACCUUCCCGUACGAGACGGCCGUGGCCAAGUGCAAGGAGAAGCUGCCCGUGGAGGACCUCUACUACCAGGCCUGCGUCUUCGACCUGCUCACCACAGGAGACGUGAACUUCACGCUGGCCGCCUACUACGCCCUGGAGGACGUCAAGAUGCUCCACUCCAACAAGGACAAGCUGCACCUGUACGAGAGGACUCGGGAGCCGCCGGGCCAGGCGGCUGCCGCAGGGCUGCCCCCGGCCCCCUGGCCCCUCCUCGGCAGCCUUCUACUCCUGCCCCUGCUUCCUGUGCUGCUGGAGGCCGCCUAG
This is a messenger RNA of Mesoplodon densirostris (Blainville's beaked whale), 1351 nucleotides long. It is a transcript of the gene RGMA, whose product is annotated as repulsive guidance molecule BMP co-receptor a. Gene Ontology annotation, biological process: BMP signaling pathway. Gene Ontology annotation, molecular function: coreceptor activity. Bases 35 to 1351 code for a protein of 438 amino acids. NCBI's taxonomy places the organism in Eukaryota, Metazoa, Chordata, Mammalia, Artiodactyla, Ziphiidae. The record is from RefSeq and is a predicted model, not a curated record. Gene Ontology annotation, cellular component: plasma membrane. The transcript has 3 exons.